Molecule: messenger RNA, 3672 nt
Organism: Trichosporon asahii var. asahii CBS 2479
Lineage: Eukaryota; Fungi; Basidiomycota; Tremellomycetes; Trichosporonales; Trichosporonaceae
Exons: 3
Coding region: 1-3672 (1223 amino acids)
Biological process (GO): protein localization to phagophore assembly site; endoplasmic reticulum to Golgi vesicle-mediated transport
Cellular component (GO): cytoplasmic vesicle; TRAPPIII protein complex; phagophore assembly site
Source: RefSeq, a predicted model, not a curated record
AUGCCCUCGCCGCCCCUCUCGAUCAUCCAGUCACUGUCGCCCCGCGUAGCUGUCCUCGCCAGUGACGACGUCAACGACUCGUGCAACGCCAACGGCUGCAAAGGCCUCGAAGAGCUUCUUCGGCCAUGGGAGGGCGGCACGGAGCGGGAUGAGGACCAGCAAUACCCCACGACGCGCGCUCUGCUCCUGUCGUCCCGCCCACUUGCGCCGCAUGAGACGUUCAACCACCCCGUCGGCGUCAUGAUCGCGAUCUCGACCACGACGCCGGACCCGAUGGGCACGCUGACGAGUCUGUAUGGCCAGGCAGUCGGAACCGGUGCGCAGGCGGCCCCUUGGAUGGACGGCGUGCAGGUGCUCAAAUUCUUCGUCGUCGUGCACGACGUCGCGAAGGCGGGCUCAUCGCUCGUCAAGGCCGAGGAGCUGCUUGCCAACGUGAAGAAGGCGUACGGGCCGCACUCGACUCUGCUUGUUAUCAACUCACGGCAACAGGCGGGCGACGUCUCGACGGACGUGACUACUGCCGAGGGUCCGGAUAGCCAGGGCGACGCCGGCGCGCUGUCCCAAAUCUACGCCAACGCACUCUCCUCGUUAACGUUAUCGCCCAUGGGCGCUGCGGCUCAGAUGGAGGAAGACGGCCCGCCGAAGACGUACGCCAGCCUCCUGACGUCUGAGGACAUCCAGCGCCUCAUGGCGCUCGUACGUGAGCUCGUCGUCCAGAGCCUAGUCCCAUGGAUGGAAGCUAGAAUUCGCGAGUGGAACGAGGCAUACCAGUCGUCUCGCCGUGGACUGACGGGACGGCUCUUCGGUGCAGGACGGAAGCUCUUCUCCUCACGCCCCUCUAGUCCUAGCACUACUACGGGGCCAGCGGGCUACAACGCCAUCAAGGGUUACUACCCGGUCAACUCGCCCGAUGGACUCUCACGCCGCCUCGCCGACUUUGCUUUCAUGCUCCGUGACUACCGAUAUGCUGCCGGGGUGUACGACUCGCUCCGGAGAGACUACGUUCAAGACAAGGCGUGGCGGUACGCAGCGGCUGCGAACGAGAUGGUCGGCUUGUCACAGCUGCUGUCCAACGCAUUCUUCCUCCCGAACACCCCGCCCGGCUCCAUAGUCCCCUUCACGACACUACAGCACACCGAGAUUUCGACGUGCCUCGAGAACGCAGUCAUCUCGUACUACCAGCAUGGCCCACCUGGACACAUCCAGCUGGACGCUCUGCGCGCCACCGUGCUGUACUACGAGGCCUGGAAGGCUAUUCAGGAGUGGCGCGGUGUGGGCUCAGCACUCGUCAAGGGUGCAGGCGAGGCGGACGAGGUACCGUGUGCUGUCCUUGUCGAGGAGGCUGCCGCCGCCGACGUUAAGGGCGGAAAGAGCAAACGCGGCAGCCGACGACAAUCGCUUCACCUCGUCAUGGCGGCGAAGAAGUACGAGAAGGCUGGGUACAAGGCUUUCUCGCGGCGGUGUCUCGAGCAAGCGGCGUCGCUCAUGCGCGGCGCGCCGUGGAAGGCUGCGCUUGACAACCUCGAGUACGCCCUUGGACGACAGGCGUACACGCUUGGCGAGAGCGCGGUUGCCGUCGAGCACUUCCUCCGUUUACUAAAACGCGAGGACACCAGCUCGCCUGGUCAAUCAAUGGUGCUUGAGGACAUGGCGCUCGCGUACGAGCACCUCCAGAACCACCCCGAUCAGCUGGAGGCGGCCAAGGGCAAGCUCAAGCUUCCGACCCCCAUCUUUGACAUCUCCAAGACGAAGAUCCUCCUGCCGGAGGCCUCGUCCGAGCACAGCACUGAAGGUUGGGAGAUACUUGAGAAGAAGGCGCUGGCGAACUGGGACCGCAAGGGCAAGAAGCCGCUGAGCAUUCUUCCGGAUCCCAGGAAGAUCGCCGCUUGCGUGGGAGAAACGUUAUGCGUCGAGCUCAUUGCCAGCAACCCACUCAAUGCCCCCAUUGUCCUCGAAAACCUGACUGUCGGCGUCGAGCCGGCGGCGGCCGUCGAGGUGCAGACGAUCGACGAGGUCGCUCUUGCGCCGUAUGAGACGGGGGCGAUCCGGCUUGCCAUUACACCCAAGGCUGAGGGACCAUUCACGGUUGCAAACGCGACAUUCACCUUCCACCGCUUCCUCCCCUGCGUAGAGAGUCUCGAGCGCAAGGGCAAGCGCCUGUUCGCUACGAAACAGCAACGUCUCAAGCCCAUGUACGCCAAGGACACGUCACUGACAGUGCAUGCCGAGGCGACUCGGCCGCGGCUGGAGAUUGAGCUCACCGGUGUACCAGGGAGUAUGUUCGAGGGGGAGCUCGUCGAUGCCGAGAUCACACUGCGAAAUAAGGGCACACUCGGUGUCGAGAACGUCGGGCUCAUCACGAACCACUACGGCGCCAUCGUCUCGCGUGAGUUAUCUCAGACCAGUCAUCAACUGACAGCAGAUACCUCGCAUUCAAAUACCCCCGCAUCGAUACCCAACCGCCUCCAGCCCAUCGCUCCUGUGCCGCUGUACGAUGGCGUGAUCGAAGCGGGCAAGAGUGUCACGGUUCCCGUUGUUUUCACAGCGGUGGCCCCGGGCGCGCUGGACGUCAAGGCGCUUGCCAUCUUCUCGGCGGCCGGCACCGACGUGCUCGGAUGCUCCCGGGUGUCGCACGCGGCUGAGGUGCGCAGGGCUCUUGCGAUCAGCACCGAAGUCGCACCGGCAAGGAAGGGAUACUUCCUGGCUGUCACCGUCACGAACCACGCCGACGUACCGCUCGAGGUUACGGGCCUGAGCGCUGUGUCGGAGUACUGGCAACUUACGUCGCCGGCGGAUGUGUCGCCAGAGCCGCUACUGCCGCAGCAGACGCAAAGACUUGUGCUGAGCGUGCAAUCAGGAGGCGCAAACGUGGAUCUGACGCAGACUCGCCUGGUAUCAAACCUCAGUCACGUCCUCGCCGGCCGACCAGAGGCGAUCGAACCCAUCGAGCCUGGAAGCGUCAAGCUGCAGGUUCCGACGGCAGAGUACCUUCGCGCCAGGCGAGCAUGGCGGUUGCGCUUUGCGACGGAGCACUUCCCGACGCUGCCACGGGAGCUUGUGCCUCGUAUCCUGCCGCUUCUGGACCCCCUCGAGCUCGACCUCGUCGCCUCCUGGGCGGCUGAGAACCGGUAUGGCUUUGCGUGCGCGCAUGGCAUCCGCCCAGCGCCGGCCUUCAGUCUUGUCGAGUCUCUGCGCGGCGGCGAGUCAACGGCCAAGCGGACAAUGUACGAGGAGACGGGACGACAGAUGCGCGCGCUCAACGAAGCGGUGCUCGAGGGCGUGUUCGCGGACGAGGCGGAUCCGCUACUCGUGCGGACAAGGGUGCCUUCUGCUAAGCAGGGACGAGUAACCCACGACUUUGCCAAGGGAUCUUUAUCGCUCCCCGUCGAGCUCGAGCUCGAGAACCGAAGCCCGACGCUCCCUGUCCGCUGGAUCCUAAACCUGCCCCAGGGUUCGGUGUACACCGGUACACUGUCACAUCGGGGCACGAUCCCGGCCGGCGGCCGCGCAAGCGUCAAGACGCACGCGUGGGUGUGCGAGCCUGGGCGUGUGCCGCUCGGCGGCUGGGAAGUAAUCCGAGAGACUGGCGACGCCGAGACCGACGGCGAGUGGGUGCCGCGCAUGAGCUGGAUCGGUGCUGGCGGCGGCAGCGUGGAGGUCGCCGCGGCGUAG